Belonocnema kinseyi is the source of this 3418-nucleotide messenger RNA. RefSeq lists its product as uncharacterized. The transcript is spliced from 4 exons. Gene Ontology annotation, molecular function: DNA-binding transcription factor activity; RNA polymerase II cis-regulatory region sequence-specific DNA binding; protein binding. The record is from RefSeq and is a predicted model, not a curated record. Bases 631 to 3264 code for a protein of 877 amino acids. NCBI's taxonomy places the organism in Eukaryota, Metazoa, Arthropoda, Insecta, Hymenoptera, Cynipidae. Gene Ontology annotation, biological process: regulation of transcription by RNA polymerase II.
CAUCGAGCUCACAUCCGAUCCGGAGAUUUCUCCCAUGUCUCCUCGUGUCUCCUACUUGAUCAGUUUCACGUCCGACCAACCCUUAUUUUCAAAAAGUUCCACUCUUUUUUCGAGGUCUUCGCCCACCCAGAUUCUCAUGCAAGGUCUUCCGGAAGAAGACAAUCUCCUGAUCAUCUGAGAAUCCUCUGAUGUCAACAUUUCAUCGACAUCACUCAGUGAAUCUUAAGAAUUGUCAAUAAAAAAAAAGAUGAGAUUUAUUUCAAAAUGUCUGUUAAACAUUUGCAUGAUUGAAGAUUAGCUGAAAGUUUUUUUGUUCCACGGGAGGAACUUUAGCAUCACGUUGCAAUAGAACAUGCGAAACACGUGCGUUGGGUUAUUUACAAAAUUACAGCGGUUGAUAAUUCCAUAGGUAUUGAAAAGGGGCACGAAGUGCUCGCCGGCAAGGCGAAAUCGAUUGAAUAGUAAUUGAAGGUACAUUGAGACAUCAUUGGAUUAUUGACUCUGCUACCAUUACUAACAUGUGAUACUUUAAAAACAAAGACUGUCAGUGCAUCAAGUGUGACCAAUUUCGUGAGACUUUUGUGAUUUCCCAAAACUGGUGGUGUUGUGACAAGACAAAAAUUGCAAAUCAUGAUGGGGGAAGUGAUUCGCGUUUCUGGAAGGGCGCCGGAUGUGGGGGAUUUUUUGAGGGAAGCAAUGCUCUCUCAAAGAUUCGCGGAUGUCGCGCUCUGCUGUCCUGGAGGUCAAAGAUUCCUGGCUCAUCGCUUGGUCCUUUCUGCUGCGAGUCCAUAUUUACAGGAUGUUCUUUUGGCACACAGCAAAGGGGUGGAAUAUUGCGAGCCAAUCACAGUGAUUUUGGCUGAAGUCGAGGGACCGGAACUCGCUGCAAUACUUGGUUUCGUUUAUACCGGAAGUGCAACGGUUCCACGACUCAGAUUGAACGCAUUUUUAAGAGCAGCAGAAGCUCUCCACAUUCAACUUCCGCCACUUCCGGUGUUUAUGAAAAACUGUGUAGCAGAUUACAAACCAGAAGACUUGAAAGAUGUAAAAAUUAGUACAAAUUACCUCGAGUGUGAACAAUACCCAUCAAACGAAAGGUGGUUCCGACCUCGACAAAUAAUUCCUCACUACGAGGAAGGUCUAAACAAAAAGGAAACACCCUCUCCAGGCUUUGAUGAUUUUUCCAGGACAGUUUCUCACACUGCUCCUAAAAUGUUUCGUGGUUCAGAAUCUCCGAUCAAGUAUCGGAAUAAUCUCGUCUUCGAAAGACAACUACCAGUGGAAGCUAAUUAUUGGCAGACCAAUCAUGAAAGUGUUUUAGAUUUAGAAAGGGACCAAAGAAGUGUCGAAUGUUCGGAAGUUCUUGAUGUAACAGAUGUCUCUUAUUCAUCAAAAAGACCUUGCGAACUUGGCCCUGACAAUCUUGAUGUCUUGGAGAUGAGAAUUUCUCACGAUCCAUGUGGGUUUGAAUCAGCAAACAAUCGCAAAUCAGACGACACAACUCGUCGAGCAAAUUUUGGUGUUUCUGGUGGAAGUUAUCAGAUCAGGGACAGAUUUUUUGAAGAUAGGAUCCCGCCAUUGUAUUGUGCUACGAUUGGUACUUCGAACAAUAUUGAUUAUUCCCAAGCUGGUGAAGACUUGACCUGUGGAGAAAGUUGCUGUAGGUGGAGACCUCCAAGGAGACACGUGGCCAAUCAGGUGACUGCAUCACCUUGGAGACAACUUGCAAGGCCUCAUCAUUCGCCGAAAAUUCAACCCAUCGUGUUGCAGAGUCAUCUGGACACACCUAUGUCAAUGGAACCACAACAGAGAAUCUCACCAUCAUGUAGUCCAUCCGACUCUCCAAAACCGUUCGCUGCAAUCAACAAUCAUCACACUCAACAAAUUCCUCCAUCUCCUGAAAAAAGAUCACCAAACGAAGAAGAAUCGCUUAUCCAAGUGAAUCAAGAGAGAAGGCAAGAUUUUUAUUUAGCACCAAUUCCGGGACCAAUCGCUCAACCUGUAAUACUUCCUGCAGUCAUGCCUAGACCAGUCCAACCUUUUUAUCCAAACUCAACACAACCAAUUCAACAAAUUCAACCAACCACAAGACCUUUCUAUGAAAACGAAACCACCCAAAGUGCAAUUAGUCACCUAACACCAAUUCGUCCUAGUCCGAAAAAAGUUUACUUUGGACACCAGAAUUGUCAAAAACCAGAGAUUUCACAUCCGAUCAGCAGACUCUGUGAUUCGAUUCCACCAAAAGAAGCUGUGGAACUCAUUCCCCUGGAAAAGUCUUUGGAGACGAAAAUUGAAGUCGAGAGUCAUUGCAAUGAUAAAAUUGCAUUGAAUGUAUCCGUUCUUAGUGAUAGUAACAAUAAUGAUGCGAGUGGAGAUCAGUUUCAUCGAGUUAGAAAUAAUUCUAAUUCUGAGGAUCAUCGAUGUGAUCAGUGUGGAAAGACAUUCGUCACAAGAGCAUCUUUGAAGGUCCACAGCAGGACGCACUCAGGUGAGAAGCCGUUCCGUUGUGCCGACUGCGGAAAGCAGUUCUCUCAGCUGCGGAACUACAAGUACCAUCGAAGCGUGCACGAAGGUACCAGAGAGUUUGCUGCUACUUGUCCGGAAUGCGGCAAAUACUUCAACGACCGAGGAUACCUCAGCUCCCACAUGAAGAUCCAUCGGAAUCGGAAGGAAUAUGCUUGUGGAGAAUGCGGUAAGAGCUUCAAUCAGCGAGUAGCCUACAACAUGCAUGUGCGAAUCCAUACGGGAGUCAAACCCCAUCAAUGUGACCAAUGCGGCAAGGCGUUUUCGCGAAAGAUGUUGUUGAAGCAGCACCUCAGGACCCACUCUGGAGAACGGCCAUACGAGUGUCAAGUUUGUCACAAAGCCUUUGCUGAUCGGUCAAACAUGACACUCCAUACGAGACUUCAUUCUGGUCUGAAACCUUAUGAGUGUACACUUUGCACAAAGGCUUUCACGAAAAAGCAUCAUCUGAAGACUCAUCUGAACUAUCAUACUGGUACCAAACCCUACUCUUGUCCCAAUUGUGGCCUCAGGUUCUCGCAGAGCAGCAAUAUGAGAACACAUUAUAAAAAAUGUGCGAUUAACAAUCCUAAUGGGAUCAGGAACAGCCAGAAUGAGUUGGUUUCUUCGGGUAAUGUUGAUUCGGAGAAUCAUAAGAUGGUGCAAAAAUCUCCUGGGGCACUCACGCCGCCUAAUUCUGAUCAAGAAUCGAGUGUAUUGACACCUUUGUCGAGAAGUGUGUGUGAAACGAGGAAAACGUAAUUACAUAGAUGGAAAAAAACGGAUGUUCAAUAGGAUAUAUUCAAAGUAUAAGAUAGAAGAGUCAAACAUACAGAUAUUAGCAGGUAAGAUCUAGAGAUCCUCUACACAGAAAAAACAGAAGAUAAACUUUACAUCGAUUUCAGACGAAAUUUUA